UUUGCAGUCGAACGAGAGUCGCAGUGCCAGCUAGUCGGCGAUGAAGCAGCUUCUUGUGGCCGUAUUGGCCGCCUUAUUGGUAGCCGCCGUGCAGGGCGGACUUCUGGGCAGGAUUUUCCACAGGGGCUCCAACGAAACGACAACCACGACCACGACGACCACAGAGGCGCCCCGCCGACCCUUCUUCAUCAACAAUAAUGUGCCCGCAAUCCCGACGGGCUGCGAGGCGCAGUUCAAGUGCAAAAAGAAGCUAGCCGAUGUUCCGGCUCCACGACCCUGUGUGAAGUACUGCCUGCAGCGGAUCAGCUGUCCCAACGGCCAGAAUACCUUUGGCACGGCCACCCAGUGCGUCGAUCUCGACGAGCAACAGGUGAAGGCCGCCCAUGAGGCAUCCACGGCGUCUCCGGGCGCCGCCACCACCGAGAAGCCCAUGAUGGUGGCCAUGAUCGACUUCCCCUGCCAGCCGGGCUAUCUGCCCGACCAUCGCGGUCGCUGUCGGGAAAUCUGGUGAUUCGAUGGCUUUCGUGACUUAAUUAUACCUGUGGAAUUUUCUGUUUUUAUAAGCAUGCCCUGAAUAAUGCUCUGAAUAAUCACAAUAAAACCCCAAAGAGCUGUUGUUGCCCAAAGA
Molecule: messenger RNA, 628 nt
Organism: Drosophila erecta
Lineage: Eukaryota; Metazoa; Arthropoda; Insecta; Diptera; Drosophilidae
Gene: Gbp3
Exons: 1
Coding region: 41-511 (156 amino acids)
Source: RefSeq, a predicted model, not a curated record